GGUGCGUCGAGAAAGACGAGAAAUACGUUGAGACCCUCGCUGGCCGACCUACGUCUUCUGGCCCUCUGUGUAUAUAUGUAUAUGGACCUAUCAGUGUAGAUAUCAACCGCUGCGCUGGCCAUUCGGCUUUGCAACUUGCCGCUUUCGCCAUGCCGCCCUGUGCUGUCGUUGUUAACGGCCUCCUUCGUUGCCCCGUUGCUCGCCGCUUUACCAACCUUCCUCGAACGGUUCUGCUACCGCUUCGAUCGAUUCGUCUAAAAACAUCCGCAACGAACAACCGGAAACAGACGGACGGACAUCCAAAGAUUGUGCCGUAUCAGCUCUCGGAAGCGGAAGCCCGUGAGGCCUUCCGGAAUUACCAUGAAACGUGGUAUGCCUCCGCAGCGACAACACUGCGGGACGUUAAGGUCGAGAAAGUCCUCAUUCCAUUCUGGCUGUUUGGCGCCGAGUUUCAAGUCUAUCUUGACUCAGCCCGAUUGGGAUUUGUUGACCGAGCAGAUUUUGGUCGGCAGAACCCGCAGCAAACGCCGGCCCCGCGGAGACUUUUUUGGGAAACCAGGCAAUUCAAUGGAGAACGGUGGGGACAGUUGUCUUUUGACGGAUCAGAGCAGGAAGCGCAGGCCUACGCAUCCACACGAUACCAUCGCCGGUAUGUCGAGGGGAUGUCCGGGCCGUCUCUGUUGAAGCAAGCGCGACCCUACAAUCAGGUCAAGAUUGAUCCCAGCGUUCAGCGGGACGAGUUUCGCGUGCCGGCAGAGAUACACCAGGCGCUUAUGAUGGAGCACGUCAAAAGGAGCGCGCGGUAUCAGGUGGAAGACAGUUUAAAGCGAGCUUAUGGCGCCGACGAGGUCGAGGCCAUCAAACUGUUCGUCAGACAUGCUCCCAGGGGUCCACCGAAGCCUGUGUGGCUAUCGUCCUAUGUUUUCAACGGGACCUAUCGGGGCCAAAGAUUCCAGACGUUUGUCAAUGGGGCAACGGGAGAAACGGGUGGCGAAGUGUUUUGGAGACCGUUGACAGCUGGUCUUGGUGCAGCAGUUGGGGCAGUCGGGGUUGCUUUGUUGGCGCCGUUUUUAGGGUUAGAGAGUUUCGCAUUCCUGGCGGGGUGGAAAGCUCUACUUGCGGCGGUCCCUGGAUACAUGUUGGGAGUUUGGCGCGCCGGACAGAGGCCACUCAGAAACAUCGGCAACGCCGAGAUCGACCGGAGGGAAGAGGCGAUGAUGUUUAGGCAAAGAAUCAGGUGGGAUGACGCCGAGCCAGAGCUAGAUCGUGGACCGAACCCAGGAUCUCGACCCAACCCACCGAAACCGCCGCCACCGCCCAAGCCUCGUCCGUCGCCCGGGCCCCGUGACAAACUGGGCUAUUAUGCUAGAUUGGGAAUACCGACGAAUGCUAGCGCGGACGAAAUCAAGGCGGCAUACAGUCGACAGGCUCUGCUUAUACAUCCGGACAAAGUUCCACCGUUACAGAAAGCGCAAGCAACGGAAGAGUUUCACAGGCUUCAGGAAGCGGCGAACGUCUUACGAGAUCCCAAGAAACGAAGAGAAUAUGAUAGGAGCUGAUGCGGGCUCAUGUGGACUUUCCUACCGCAAAGGGCUUCAACUAGGGCCGCUCUGUACAGUACACAUAGAAAUCGCUAGUAAUACAUAGAAGAUUCGUCUCAGACUUUGCAUCAUUCUCCAUUCAUGCCAAUCUCU
This is a messenger RNA of Fimicolochytrium jonesii, 1694 nucleotides long. RefSeq lists its product as uncharacterized. The record is from RefSeq and is a predicted model, not a curated record. The transcript is spliced from 2 exons. The coding region runs from base 150 to 1559 and encodes 469 amino acids. NCBI's taxonomy places the organism in Eukaryota, Fungi, Chytridiomycota, Chytridiomycetes, Spizellomycetales, Powellomycetaceae.